AUGGCCAGUGAUUGGAUUUCGAACGCAUCGUCGGGAUCCAAACCGGGCGUACUCGAGCUCGUGGAUCUUGAGAUCAACGACCUAGCCGUUGCAAUGCGGCGCUUCAGAGAGUUUCAAAACAGCUUUCGACCCAUCUCACGCCUACCUCCCGAGAUCCUUGUCGAUAUCUUCGAAAUCCUCUCUCUGGACUUGGAAUCUUACUCGAACUACCAUUCUGAAGACUGCAAAUGUGCUGGGGAGUUUUGUAUUGGUGUCCACUGGAUUGGGGUCACGUAUGUUUGCCGUCGCUGGCGGAAUGCCGCCCUUGCAGAUGCUAGUCUCUGGGCCGCCUGCGUUAACGUUCGUACGUGCGCUGCACUCGAGGCGCUGCUCGCCCGAUCCAAGCAGUCUUCUCUGCACCUUGAACUGAAAUUUGAUCCCAACGAUCUUAACUGCGAGACCGACUCGAUGUACGUCGUUGCUAACCGGCAUGACAAGGACAGCCAGCGCACGACCUUCUCCUUGUAUCGCGAGAUAUUUUCUCGUUACAAUGUAUGGCCUCGCCUCGUACAUCUUGCGGUGGACAUGUUCGAAGACUUUGAGAUCGAGUACCAAAACACCCUCGCUCAAGUUAUGGAUGCGGUAGCUGAACUUCUCGACCAACCUGCCCCCGAGUUAGAGGUCUUGAGGCUGACUACGGAGGGACUUGUACAUGUUACACUUCCUCCGAUUCUGUUCUGUGGCUACACACCGCGCUUGAAGAAGCUCAGCCUGGAGGGCGACAUCAUAUUUUCCAUACAACCGAUCUCUCCUCUCUUUUGCGACCUGAGAGAACUAUCUUUAUCUUCCCUCCCCCCUACGUACUUCGUCUCACCGGGUCAAAUUCCACAGAAUGUCCAGAGACUCCAGAAUCUGUGUCAUCUCCUCCACGAGUCACCCAAUCUCCAACGUCUGCACAUUUCGCAGCCCAUACGCCGUGUUGACCCCGCCACCUUUGAUAUCGCACCCUCCUCUGACUCUCUACCCGUAGCUCUUCCUGGCCUUACAGAUAUCUCAUUCAAAAACAUGGACACAAAAUCUUGCCUAGCACUCCUUCGUGCUUUAUCUCUCCCGCUGUCUGUGUCUCGACUCGUCUUGGAUGACCCUGUCUCAAAGGAUUCCGAAGACGACGUCUGGGAGCUGAUGGGCUCUUUCAUGUCAGGCGAAAAUCCCGAUCUCUUCUAUGCCCACCCAGACCCAGUCUCGACACUCAAGAUUGUCUUCUCCACAAUGAUCGAAUGGCACUGUUUCUCAGAGGCUCUCUCGCCUCAUCCCAUCUUCGGUUUGAAACUCGGGCGGUACAGAUCGGAAUACGAUCUCGACAUCAGACUAGGAAGGGACAUCCCAGCGAUGUACACCCGCGCGCUCCCCGUGUCUCACGUCCAAGAUCUCACCAUAACCUUUUCAUACCAGUACGACUACCGCUGGCUCGACCCCUGUUUCCCCCUCGAAAACGUGUCCACGCUCCGCUUCGACUCAUUCCUCGGAGGGUUCCUCCUUCUCGCCAAAGCGCUCGCAUGUGUACCAUAUGCAAACGGAAGGUCAGAUUAUCCAACCCUGAGUCUCGGGAAGGAAGACUUCUUGCUCUUCCCCGAGCUUCGUUCCAUAUACUUUGAUCAUCCCGGGCCACCCGUCAGAUCAUCCACGGGCGCAGAUGCACCGUGGCAGCUCCGAGGAAUCGAGCGCGAUGAAAAGGAGCUCAUGGAGGCAUUCGAUCAUUUGAAGAUGCGUGCACGGCAGAGAGGUUCGCGUCUUCGCGCAUUGCAUUUAUCUUCUGCGAUGCAAGAGGUCGCGGAGCGUGUGAUGGUGGAGAGUCGUAUUAAUGUCUAUGGUUUGGAUGAGGAUACUGAUUCAGAGGAGGAGGAAGAGGAGGAGGGAUGGUAUGAGGAUGAUGACCGUGACGGGAACCAAGGUGGCGAAGAAUAUCAUGAGGAUGAGGAUGUGGAGGAGAAUGAGGAUGAGGAUGAGGAUGUGGAAUCCGAGAGAGAUGUGGAAUCUGACGUGACUUUAGACUGGGGUGAAGAAUUACUCCGAGCAGGACUGUAG
Molecule: messenger RNA, 2064 nt
Organism: Stereum hirsutum FP-91666 SS1
Lineage: Eukaryota; Fungi; Basidiomycota; Agaricomycetes; Russulales; Stereaceae
Exons: 1
Coding region: 1-2064 (687 amino acids)
Source: RefSeq, a predicted model, not a curated record